UUCAUAAUUUAUGAACCCAUAAUGUUUCUGUGAAGCUAUAACUAUCUGAAGUUGUGACAUGUAAUUAAUAACCAGGAAAUAAACUGCUGUUUCCAUAACAACUGCUAUAGAAAUGUGUUUUUUCUUUCCUUCCUGUCUGAGGUUAUGAUGAAGAGCCAGGUAGCGCUCCUUUAUGUCCUGAUCAUUAUGAGUGAAGGAUCAGCCCAAAGCCUGAAACCCCGUCGGAGCGUUUCCUUCUCAGAUGUUAACCUGAAGCUGUUUAAGGAGCCUGACUUUGACGGUUUGAGCUCCAUGCUGGUGAGAGAAGACAUCGGUCUGCUCUUCAUCGGAGCCAGAGGAAAGGUCAUCACGCUCAGUUUGGAUGACAUCACUGAGAAGACCGGCGAGGUAGGAACUGGGUCUGGGUGGUGAAACUUCAAUGAAAUU
Molecule: messenger RNA, 426 nt
Organism: Poecilia latipinna (sailfin molly)
Lineage: Eukaryota; Metazoa; Chordata; Actinopteri; Cyprinodontiformes; Poeciliidae
Product: semaphorin-4E-like
Exons: 2
Coding region: 145-411 (88 amino acids)
Molecular function (GO): protein binding
Source: RefSeq, a predicted model, not a curated record